This is a messenger RNA of Juglans regia (Persian walnut), 1634 nucleotides long. RefSeq lists its product as uncharacterized. Gene Ontology annotation, molecular function: nucleic acid binding; zinc ion binding. The transcript has 2 exons. The coding region runs from base 28 to 1623 and encodes 531 amino acids. The record is from RefSeq and is a predicted model, not a curated record. Lineage: Eukaryota; Viridiplantae; Streptophyta; Magnoliopsida; Fagales; Juglandaceae.
UCCAAGGUGAUAUGACGGUUGAACAGUAUGCAAGGAGAUUCAUGGAUCUUGGGCGGUUCGCUCCUCACCUUAUUGCCACCGAAGAGCUGCGGGUCGAGCGCUUUCAGGAGGGUCUGCGCCACGAUAUACGCAGACAAGUGGCGUGUCUUCAGAUUAUGGAAUUCCAGAAGCUGGUGGACUUGGCCAGUAUUGCAGAGCGGGAGAAUAGUUUUGCAGUGGGCUCCCCUCCGGGCCAGAAAAGGCGUAGUUUUGCAGGUGAGGGAAGCAGUUCGGGAUCUCCCCAAAAGAUCAUUCAGAGAGUUGGGGCCCGAUCGCAGACAAUCUCCGGUGCUCGUGCAGGAAGGCCGGACUCCAGUAUGCCCCAGAUGCAAUAGAGCCCAUGAGGGCGAAUGUGGUCAACGGGGAAUUCAGUGUUUUAGAUGUGGCCAGCCGGGUCACUUUGCUCGUGAGUGCCCCAACCAAAUCCAAGGAGGUCAAGGAGCACGAGGAGGUCGACGUUGUGGGAGGAACAACCAGAGACCGCUGGUACAAGCUCGGGUCUAUGCCGUGAUCCCAGGAGAUGUGGACUAUGAGGGCCCAGAGACCCACGAUGCAGGGGUGAUUACUGGUAGAGUUCGUAUAUAUGAUUUUCAUGCAUGUACCCUGUUUGAUUCUGGGGCGUCCCGAUCUUUUGUGUCCACUACGUUUGCACGGAUGUGCAACUUAGUCACGGAACCUUUACCACAAUCCUUGGUGGUGGCCCUUCCCAAUGGGGAGAUGGUGUGUUGCUCCAAAAUUGCGUUAGGCUGUCCUUUGGAUUUUGGAGAGAGGACACUGGAUGCGGAUUUGAUAGUAUUCAAGUUGCUUGGAUUCGACAUAAUUUUGGGUAUGGAUUGGUUGUAUCAGUAUUAUGCAAAUAUUGAUUGUAGAAGUCGGGUAAUCAGUUUUCAACUCUCAGAUGGGGAUUAUUUAGAAUUCGUGGGAAGCAAGUUGAAAGCAAGACUAGCAAUCAUAUCAGCAAUUCAAGCUAAGAAAGAUAUAGCUUGUGGAGCGGAUGCUUUUUGGGUUCAAGUUGUGGCUACGCCAUCCAAGAAGAAGUUUGUAGUAGAUAUUCCAGUUGUGGAUGAAUUUCCUGAUGUGUUCAUGGAGGAGUUACCUGGAUUGCCUCUCGUUCGCGAUAUGGAAUUUGUUAUUGAUUUGGAACCUGGAGCGGCUCCUGUGCAUAAAGCUCCUUAUCGCAUGGCGCCGGCUGAAUUAAAAGAGUUGAAGACUCAGUUGCAAGAAUUGGUCGACAAGGGAUUUAUUCAGCCCUGUACUUCGCCGUGGGGAGCGCCAGUUUUGUUUGUCAAGAAGAAAGAUGGUACUCUCAGAAUGUGUAUAGAUUAUCGGGAGCUUAACAAGGUGACAAUUAAGAACAAGUAUCCUCUACCAAGAAUUGAUGAUUUGUUUGACCAACUUCAGGGAGCGGCUAUCUUUUCAAAGAUUGACUUGAGGUCAGAGUACUAUCAACUGAGGAUAAGGUAUAAGGAUGUGCCCAAGACUGCUUUCAGAACGAGGUAUGGGCAUUUUGAAUUUAAGGUGAUGUCAUUUGGACUAGCUAAUGCCCCGGCCGCUUUUAUGGACUUAAUGAAUCGGGUGUUCUGACCAUUCUUAGA